Molecule: messenger RNA, 1169 nt
Organism: Periconia digitata
Lineage: Eukaryota; Fungi; Ascomycota; Dothideomycetes; Pleosporales; Periconiaceae
Source: the annotation of a GenBank genome assembly
AUGAAGUUCAACACUCUUCUAUCUUUCCUACCCAUCGUUGCUGCGUCGUGCGGAGCAGCGCCGCCAGCUCCUCAGUACACCAACAACACAGACAUUAGCGUCCCAGAACAAUGCUGCUGCUUGACUUAUAAAGCAGCAUGCACCAUGAACAUGGAGCGCAUGUUCCACGUCAAACUGUUCUACAACCGCAAGGAAGGCAUUACGCCUGAGCAAUUCAACGAUUACUGGGCGAACAAGCACACAGAACUUGUCACACCCUUUCAUCUUCGCAUUGGCGUCGUGAAAUACUCGCAGUACCACUCUACCCCCGAGUUCCGCGACUUAGCACGAGCCGAAGGUGCACCACCGAUUCUGGAAUUCGAUGGCGCUGCGGAGUUUUGGAUGCACGAUAUACAGACCUUGGCGAAGAUGCAAAGCGAUCCUUUUUACAUUGAGAAGAUUCGCCCCGACGAGGAGCAGUUUAUUGACGGGAAGUCUUUGAAGCUGAUUGUGGGUGUGGAUUAUAUUGUAGUUGAGAACCAGAACGCGGUGAUGGAGCAUGGUCGGUCGUUCUAGUCGGAAUUGUAUGGUUUGGAGAUCGGCAUAUCAGUCUUUCUAGAUAGACAGUCCGUGUUGUUGUUUUUGCUAUGCUCAGUUACUCAGCCUUUUUUGUUUAAUGUUCCUGUCGUACUUUUUCAGGGCAUACUUUUGGAUAAAAAGUCGAGGUAAUCAUCCAUAUACACGCUGAUCUAAGUGAUUUCCUCUCCCAGGUGGCGAGAUGGAAGCUGCCUCACAUGGUGAUUUGGCGUGACGUUUGCUACUUUGGGCAUAAUCCCGCGUCCAUAUGCUGUCUUUUGGUUCUAGCCUUGCAGAAGUCUGAAUCAAGCACGCCUUUUAUUCCAUUUCUCACUCCAAGUGUUUGUAUCGCAUCCAGUAUCAACGUCGAGAACGAGAGCAUGGACUCCCGCAUAUACCUACCAUCUCCCGAAUAGAGCCAACUGGACUGACAACCUUCUAGAUUGUCCCCGCGUGAGAAAGUCUCACUGAUAAAUCGCAAGAAGACAUCCAAGACACGACCGGAUAAUAGAAUACAAAGUAGAAGGGAGAUUUUCAAGCAUAUUUCCCAUUGAAGUAAAACUAGCUCAAUUGUAUAUUCCCCCGCGGCCCAACCCCCAGUAUCUAAGGUUGCC